Hirsutella rhossiliensis is the source of this 693-nucleotide messenger RNA. RefSeq names its product kinetochore protein mis14 like domain-containing protein. The record is from RefSeq and is a predicted model, not a curated record. Gene Ontology annotation, biological process: mitotic sister chromatid segregation. Gene Ontology annotation, cellular component: kinetochore; MIS12/MIND type complex. The transcript has 2 exons. Bases 1 to 693 code for a protein of 230 amino acids. Lineage: Eukaryota; Fungi; Ascomycota; Sordariomycetes; Hypocreales; Ophiocordycipitaceae.
AUGGACGCCGAGUCCAUCGUCUCGCAGGUCCAGCGCAGGAUCGAGCUCCAGUCCCCCGACGACCUGGCCUACCUGCUCGCCAACGUGCGCCGCGCCGCCGCCGCGCGCCUCGACGAGGCCUUCCCCCACGUCGACGGCGGCGACGGCGACGACGACGAUGGGCUGCGCAACCAAAUCGCCGCCCUGGUCGACGAGUACAUUGACAAGACCUUCACCCUCGCCGCCCCAAACCUCUCCAUAAACGGCCUCGCCGUGCCCGACCACCAGCUCCGCACCACCACCUCCUCAUCCGGCCCCUCACCCCCCUCAGCCGUCUACGAGCCCUUUGACGCGCGCAAGCGCCACCGCGUCGCAGACCUCAUCGCCGCCGAGGAGAAGCUGCUCGAGGAGGUGGCCGCCCUGAAGCGCGCCGUCCCCGCCGCCGCCGCCGCCGACCACGCCGCCCGCGUCCGCGACGCCACCGCCCGCGACGACGCCCUCGUCGACCAGCGCCUCGCCCGCGAGGCUGCCGAUGCCGCCGCCGCCGCCGCCGCCCUGUCCGUGCCGGACCUCGAGAGGCAGCAUGCUGUCGAGGCCGGCUUUCGCGGCGCCGUCGAUGUCCUCGGGAGGUUGAAGAGGGACAUGCCCGCCGUUGUCGCCAAGAUGGAGAGGGCCCGGGUCGCGGGGGAAUAUGUCAUUACCGAGGGGAGGUAG